Messenger RNA from Zingiber officinale, 2128 nucleotides. RefSeq names its product probable mitochondrial-processing peptidase subunit beta, mitochondrial. The transcript has 9 exons. Bases 19 to 1533 code for a protein of 504 amino acids. The record is from RefSeq and is a predicted model, not a curated record. Gene Ontology annotation, cellular component: mitochondrion. Gene Ontology annotation, molecular function: metalloendopeptidase activity; metal ion binding; oxidoreductase activity. Gene Ontology annotation, biological process: proteolysis. NCBI's taxonomy places the organism in Eukaryota, Viridiplantae, Streptophyta, Magnoliopsida, Zingiberales, Zingiberaceae.
GAGCCGAAUCCUUACCCUAUGGCGGCGCUGUGCUUGUCUGGAGCUAGGCGGAAGCUCCCUGCCGCCGCCUUCUCCUCCUCCUUCGGCUCCUCCCGCUACCUCUCGCUGUCCCCCAGCCCAGCCCCGUCCCAGGAGACUACUACGCCAGACCCUCGCUUCCUCCUCCACCACAGCUCCUCCGAUGCCACUCCCUUCCCUGACCACUCUCCCUUCCUUCGCUUCCCCGAGGUCCGCCUCUCCACCCUCCCCUCUGGCCUCCGCGUUGUCACUCAGACCGCCCCCUCCUCCGCCACCCAUACCGCCUCCCUGGGCGUUUGGAUCGACGCCGGCAGCCGCUUCGAGGCUCCCGGCACCAAUGGCACCGCGCAUUUCCUCGAGCACAUGAUCUUCAAGGGCACGCGCCGCCGCACCGCCCGGUCGCUCGAGGUGGAGAUCGAGAACAUGGGUGGCCGCCUCAACGCCUACACCUCUCGCGAGCAGACUACCUUCUUCGCGGACGUCCAGUCCAAGGACGUGCCCCUCGCCAUCGACGUGCUUGCUGACAUCCUGCAGAACUCCAACUUUCCUGAGCACGCCAUCAAGAGGGAGCGCGGAGUCAUUCUCCGGGAGAUGAAGGAGGUGCAAGAGCAGACUCAAGAAGUGCUCUUUGACCACUUGCACUCUGCUGCUUUCCAUGGCCAUCCUUUAGGAGACACAAUAUUGGGCCCUGAAGAGAACAUUCUACGGAUUUCGAGGGUUGAUUUGCGACAAUACAUUUCCACUCACUACACUGGCCCUAGAAUGGUCAUUUCAGCUGCGGGAGCAGUUAAUCAUGAAGAGAUUGUUAACAUGGUUGGAAGAUUGUUCACAAAUUUCUCAAGUGAUCCUACCACUGCCGACCAGCUUGUUGCUGCUAAUCCAGCUGUGUUCACUGGUUGCGAGGUUCGAGUGGAAGAUAAUGAAAUGCCUUUGGCACACUUUGUGGUAACGUUUAAAGGUUCAUCUUGGACAGAACCUAGCUCUAUCCCUCUCAUGGUAAUUCAGAGCUUAUUGGGUAGUUGGGAAAAAAACACUGGCGUUGGUAGUUGCUCAGGGUCACAGCUUGCUCGUCGAGUAGGAACUGAUGACUUGGCUCAUAGCUUCAUGGCCUUUAAUACCAACUAUAGUGACACAGGGUUGUUUGGGGUCUUCUUAUCUGCCAUGCCAAGUUGCUUAUAUGAUUUAUCAAAUGUCUUGAUGGAAGAGAUUCGGAGACUAGCAUUUCAAGUAUCAGACGAGGAAGUGACUCGAGCUAGGAAUCAGUUAAAAUCUGCCAUGUUGCUUCAUAUUGAUGGUUCCACAGCAGUCUCUGAGAAUAAUGGUCGUCAGAUGUUGACGUAUAGGCGGGUAAUGCCUUUCAUUGAAUUCUUUGCUCGUGUAGAUGCCGUCGAUGCUGCUGUGGUGAUGGAGACAGCUCGGAACUUCAUAAUUGACAAGGAUGUGGCAGUUGCAGCAAUGGGACCUAUCAGGGAUUUGCCAGACUCAACUUGGUUCCGCUCGCGGACCGCUGCUUAGCAAGGGCACAAGGUAUAAGCACUGGCCCUUGUAUGCUGGUCCAUUUGCAUCUGAACAACCAAAUUUACAAGAAACUAGAGGCACAUAAUCUCUCAACUGGUCAUUUUAGUUCAAGUUAAUGUAACUUAUAUAAUUGUAGUGGUAUUCAUCACAUAUAUAUUCAAUAUUGAUCAUGUGCUCAUUGCGCUCAUAAGUGGGAAUAGUUCAAUAGCCCAAUUGAGGUAAUAUGUCGAAAGUUUUAAGUUGCUGAAGCAUCCACGAAUGUUAUUCUAGGUAUCAUUUACUUUCACAUGAUUGUUGCUGAAGCAUCCUAAUAUUCCCAUUAUCUUCGAACCCUGAUAGAGAUAGAGUUUUGAUGGCGUGGCUUUUGUGCGGUAGGAGGGAAGAGGUUAACCAUCUUUAAAUAUUUUUUAAAUUUUAAAAAAUAUAUUAAAAAUUACAUUUGUAUUUAUUUUUAAAUUUUUAUCAACUUAAGUUCAUAUAAUAGUUUUAUUCACAUAUAUUAAUUGCUUUAAUCCAUAAAUAAAUAUUCUAAUGCAUUUCUUGAAUCUUAAGGAGUCACAAUUGAAGGAGGCAAAGUGGCAAACUGCAAACA